UCCCACCAGCGUCCUGCCCGGCGGAGCUCAGAGCGGAGCAGACUGAGAUGAGCAGCUCCGUGUAUCUCCGUCCAGAAAUGUGCGCAGGGUGAAGAAACGCAAGAAGUCGCACCGCCCUCUGUAGCCUCCACAGACAACAUAUCACUCUCGUUUCUUUAAUGUAGCACCGGCUCUGCCUUUAGACGGAGGAUAAACGCGCACUGAACAAAUCAAACCACUUUCUGCUUAACCAGCCGCUGAAUGCUGAUUUUCAUUUGGGAUAGUCCUCUCUCUCUCUGGCGAGGCCGACUUGACUAAUCAUCCAACGUGUCAAGCUGUUACCUGUCCGAUGUCUUCUCCACCCACAGUGUGAUGCGUCAUGGCUCCGGUGCUGAGUGGAGUGUGGUGGGGGCCAGAGGCGGGUGUCGUCGGGUCAGGGGCGGCAGCUGCUACUGGGGUGGCAUCGUGGCUGGGCAGUGGGCAGCUGGUCCUGGCCAUCACCCUCAGCACUCUCACUGCCCUGCUGCUGGUCUCUGUGCUGCUGCUGCUGUGUGCUAGCUGCCAGGGGCAGAAGAAGGCAGUCAAUGGACAUCCAGCAGGAGACCAUGAUAACCUCAUGAAUGGAGUGUCAGAGAGAGAGACAAUCAGCCAAUCAGCAGACAGUCCAGCAACUGAUGUGGCCGUCAGCAGCUCUCACAAUGGUCCUCUAACCAGCGGUACAAUCCUCACGGACACACAGGACACCAGUCCCCAGCCUUCAGAAGAGAUGCUAUCCAGCCAAUCAGAGCUCAGGUCCUCCAAGUGUCCUCAGGGCCGCGAGCUACCCAGCAUUCCUCCCAACAACGGCCUUAUUGGGGAUGGACCCCCAGCCUCGGGGGACAGCACCUAUGAGGUGGUGAAGGAGAUGGCGGUGGCAUCACGUGACGUCAGUGUCGAAGACUCCCUGUACGAGACGGUCAAGGAACUCAAAGACCCCCCCACACAGCUCGGCCUCCCCAACGGUACCAUCCAGCUGAGCCCCGAUGAACCUCCCCAUCAUCCCCCUGCCCUUCUCAACGGCCACCUCAGCCCUUGCACACCUGAGCGGGGGCCCCUGUGCACAGGGGUGGAGUACGCCUCCAUCGACCUGAAUAAGAAGAGCCGUCACAGCGCUGACAUGGAGGCCAAAAGGCGCUUCGAUAAUGCCAGCGUUCCUUCUCAUAAGCCUCUGGAGGAACCAGAGGAGGACUUGCCUCCGCCGGUACCAGAGAAGGUUCUGGAUGAAAAUGACAACCAGCCAGUGGUGAUGAAUGGGCUGGUGGGGGCUCGGCUGCACAAUGGAGAGUUACACUCCCCUCUGUCUCCUGCACCGGGGUUUGACAACCACAUUCUGUCAGACAAUGAGUCAGUGUACUCUACUGUCAGCAAAACCAACUGUGACGAUGCUGUGAAUGAGGAAGACAAAGAGCACGACUACAGCAGCAUCGCAGAGAUCAAAGGUCUCGUCACAGCCUCUUCCUCCAGUGACCUCUACGCCACUGUCCGAGAUAUCUACACCCAGCCUGACGAGCUCCAGCCGGUGGACCCCGCCUUGGACAGCACAGAUCCCUGUUACGAAACCAUCCGCAUCCCAAAGACUAGUAGCUCGGAUGACAACCACAAGGCUGGGCUGGGAGCAGAGGGGUCCGACGCUGCCAAGGCAGAGCCUGACUACGAGAGUGUCGGAGAGUUGGGUCUUGGCCGGGAAAUGUCCCGCCUCUGAGUUUUCCCUUCAUCUGUGGCGGUUUGUGAGAACCUUCCUUUCUGACAUCUUACAGACGUCACUGCAGUGCUUUGAACUUGCUACCAAGCAUGCUUUUGGUGCAUGACUUGGGGAAAACGGCCACAGCAUCCAUCAUCAUUAACACGAGUGUCCUCUUUAUAACUUGGGUACAGUUAAUCAUAUCAACAUUUAAUUUAUCAACCAGGGUGAAUGUCAUUGGUACUGGUAGGACUACUAGAAGAUGAACUGUAGUGCCUCUUUCAUUGGGCAUUAAUCAUGUGGAAGAGUGCACUUUGGAUCAUCAUUAAAUUCCUCUUUUGUCUUGUUGACAUAUGUGCAUAUCAUGGACACAUUUAACAACACUUGAUUGUGAAAAAGAUUAAAUAAAUAAACUAUCAAAUAAAUAUCCAAUCACAGCACACUUGCAGAAUUUUAAGGGUUAGCUGAGGACACUAUCAGUGCCUGAUAUAAAAAAAGACACCAAGAAUUCAGUGCCAUAUAAUCAUGAAAUUCAUGCAUUUACUGUACAUAUGAAGUUAACAUUAUUAUGUCCCUUCUGCAGCUGCUAGUGACUUUCUAGCUUCUUCCAGGUGACUCAGUGUCAUGUUUUAUUGAGGCGUCAGAUGGUGUAUUUCUUGGCUAUUCUUUGUCAGGUUGGCAGUACCUCCGCUGUGCACGCUCUCCUAGUUGAAAUUCCUGUGAAUGGGUUCUAGACAUGGAAAGCAAAAGCCAGUCUUAUCUGUGACCAAAUGGUUAGUAGAAACAAACAUAGCAUUCGAUAGAUCAAAUACAAAUGAUGACUUUAUGACUGCAUGUUGUUUUGUUGAGACUAUUCACCGCAAACGUACGGGUUCAACAUGUUACAGGACAAGAGAUAUGAAACUAGUCAUCUGCAGAACCAAAAUGGAAACAAGAAAUGAGGGAAGGAGGGCUGUUUCACAUGAAUUUGCGGUUUCACAAUACCUUUUUACAGUCCAUGUCAGCAUUUUUUGUGAAAUUCAUAUUUAUUUGAAGAUGCGUAUUGUUAUGUAAUUGUGAAAUGUUACAGAGUAUGUCUGUGAGAGAAAAGUAAAUAGGGUUUUAUAGAAGUUUCUAGCAUUUUUAUUAAGAUACUAAAGGAAAGUGAGCUGUGAGAUAAUGACAGUUGUAAAGGUACGCUUUCCCCUGACUUUUUUAUUCAUUGUUUAAAAAAAUACAUAUGAUAAGACCAUGUUUUCCUUUUUGUCAUUUUGCACAGGGGUCAAAACAAAUUCAGAAGACGUGUAAUGUGACAAAAUAGCAAACUUGCAUUAGUAAUGCAAAUCUAUUGAUCAGCUGUAUUUUUUUCAUGUUUUUGAGCCUACUCUUGGUACAGUAUACAGUCUUCAGUUGGCAUCCUGGAUGAUUUUAAAGCACAAGGUUCGAUGUCAUGGUACUGCAUUUAUAUACAGCUUCAUCACAAUCCAGUUACAUCUCUGCGUAAUUUGAAUAUCUAACGCUUUUUAACUUACUGGAAGCACUCUGAGAAAACCAUAUCUGUCUGUUUGUAGAUUGUACUGACGACAUGCCAACCAAGGCUUGUAUAUAGUUAGAGCACUAUUUUAACCAAUCUUACUCGCUGGAAGUUUUAUGUAAGCUUUUACUUAUUUGUACAAUGUCCAGAUGGUAUAAUUUUAAAAUAAGCCUGUUAAGAGCACUAAUGUAUGUCUGCCUUGUUUUAAGGAAAAUUUAAACCCUGUUGUCCAACAGAUUUUUACCUUGUAUUGUUACUCAAAGUUGUCAAAUAGCUUUUGAGUUCUGAGAAGUAGUAACCAAUCUAAUGUCAUAUGGUACAAUGUUUUGGUACAUGAAUUUUAAGAAACAGUAAAUGUGGUACUUUUAUUUAAAAAAAAAAUGAAUUAAUGUCUCAAUACUGUUGUUUGAUGUUUGUUUUUAAAUGGACAGAGCCAAUGCUUUUUGCUGUAAAUAUCUCUUUCACUGCUACAGUAUCUCCCGCCUUUGCAGAAAAAUUGGUGUCAUCUGUUUCCACCCACAUCAAACUAUUACAGUCUUACAGUAUCUCCAGCUUCAUGUUUCAUUAGACAUGCAGAAGCUUGUUAGUGGGUCAGACAAACCCAGCUAGCCCACACUGACUGGUAUUAGAUCCAUAAAUGAUAUCAGACAUUUGAAAUGCUGAGGAUUUGAAAUGCAAGACACUCCCAGUAUUUUAAUGAACAAAAACAGAUAAAUGAAGCCCUCUAACAAAUGAUUUUCGUUUCUGCAUAGAGGUAAUUAUCAUUGUUAUUUAUACUCCCAAAAAAUGAGUACAGUGUUUCUACCAAGAGCUGGGCUGCGUAUCAGGGUGGUGCCAUCAUUUAGACAUAAUGGUGUUCACAGAACGCUAUAAAUGACCUCUAAGGAAAAUUAUCUGUCAAAGGAGGUGUUUGAGUGCCAAAUCUAACAACACACACAUAGACACAGUUAAUAGAUACUUACCUAAAAUAAUUUAUUCUCUCUAGAUGUCUAUCUUGGUCAUAUAAAAACACACACACACACACACACACAAUCCCCUUCAGGGAAUGGGGGUGUGGUAGAGGUUCGGGAAUACUCCCUCACUGCCUCUCCUUCAGCUCCACUACUCCCGUAAUGAGACCAUUUGUUCCCCCUACAACCAGCAGACAACUCUAUGGUGACACCUGCCUUUGAUCACAGGGCAAAGCCUGUUUUGGAAGUUAUGGCCACAUCUGUCACUCCACUCUGUCCAGUUUCCAUUCUCUGCAUGUAAAUAUUUUAUGAUAUGAAUUGUUCUAUUAAAAAAUAUAUAUAAUAAA
Molecule: messenger RNA, 4509 nt
Organism: Siniperca chuatsi (mandarin fish)
Lineage: Eukaryota; Metazoa; Chordata; Actinopteri; Centrarchiformes; Sinipercidae
Gene: pag1
Product: phosphoprotein membrane anchor with glycosphingolipid microdomains 1
Exons: 9
Coding region: 359-1720 (453 amino acids)
Biological process (GO): negative regulation of T cell activation; intracellular signal transduction
Cellular component (GO): plasma membrane; membrane raft
Source: RefSeq, a predicted model, not a curated record